AUGGAAGUCGAAACUGACUUACUUAUUAGUGAAGUAGAAAAGAGGCCGGCCAUUUGGUUCAUGACGUCAAGUGAAUAUUCGAACAGAACUCUAAAAAGGAAAGCUUGGGAAGAAUUGGUUCUCAUAUUUAGUCAUGUUGAAGAUACGGAAGACAAAAAAAAAAAUUUGGGUAAAUUAGAAUUACAGAAGAAAUGGAAAAGCCUUCGAGAUGGCUACGUCAAGGAACUAAAAAAAAUAAAAAAUGUGAAAUCUGGAUCGGCAGCUCCCGUAAAGUCAUCGUACUUAUUUUUUAGGAGGUUACAAUUUCUGCAACCAACUGUUCACAAAAAUACAACAGAAAGUAACUUUGAAACCGAUUUAAACUACGACGAAAAUACAGAAACUGAAAACCCGGAUCAAGAGACCUGUUUUAAAACUCCAAACAAGGCAGACAAAAAUUCAAAUUAUCAGCAACAAAGAAAAAAAAUUAAGCUCCAUCCAGCGGACGAACAUUUCGCUAAUAUUAUUGAGAAAAGUUUAAAUAGUAGAAAUAUCCUCGAGAAAAAAGAAGAAGAUGAAGAUAAAUUAUUUUGUUUGUCUUUAUACAAAGAAAUAAAAAAAGUACCUUAA
Messenger RNA from Sipha flava (yellow sugarcane aphid), 609 nucleotides. RefSeq lists its product as uncharacterized. Lineage: Eukaryota; Metazoa; Arthropoda; Insecta; Hemiptera; Aphididae. Bases 1 to 609 code for a protein of 202 amino acids. Gene Ontology annotation, biological process: regulation of transcription by RNA polymerase II. Gene Ontology annotation, cellular component: nucleus; transcription regulator complex. The record is from RefSeq and is a predicted model, not a curated record. The transcript is spliced from 2 exons.